AUCUUCUUCACUGUGUGGUCUAUCAAUCAAUCCAAAGAAACAAUGGCGAUUCGUUGUGUAGCGAGUAGAAAAACCCUAGCCGGCUUGAAGGAGACAUCAUCGAGGUUCUUAGGAUUCAGAGGGAUUCAGACUUUUACGCUUCCUGAUCUUUCUUACGAUUAUGGCGCAUUGGAACCGGCGAUUAGUGGAGAGAUCAUGCAGAUUCAUCACCAGAAGCAUCACCAGGCUUAUGUUACUAAUUACAAUAAUGCUCUUGAGCAGUUGGAUCAGGCUGUGAAUAAGGGAGAUGCUUCUACCGUUGUUAAGUUGCAGAGCGCUAUCAAAUUCAACGGCGGAGGUCAUGUCAACCAUUCGAUUUUCUGGAAGAACCUUGCUCCUGUCAAUGAAGGUGGUGGAGAGCCACCAAAAGGAUCUCUCGGCAGUGCCAUUGACGCUCACUUUGGUUCCCUUGAAGGUCUGGUGAAAAAGAUGAGUGCUGAAGGUGCUGCUGUGCAAGGCUCCGGAUGGGUGUGGCUAGGUUUAGACAAAGAACUGAAGAAGCUUGUGGUUGACACAACUGCCAAUCAGGAUCCAUUGGUGACAAAAGGAGGAAGCUUGGUGCCUCUGGUGGGUAUAGAUGUUUGGGAGCACGCCUACUACUUGCAGUACAAAAAUGUGAGGCCGGAGUAUCUGAAGAAUGUAUGGAAAGUGAUCAACUGGAAAUAUGCGAGCGAGGUUUAUGAGAAGGAAUGCAACUGAAUCGUUACACGAUGACAUAAGGAGAGGAACCAGUUCCAGCUCGGAUUUGUUUUUAAGGUUGUCUGAAACAAACAUACAAUGUCUCUUUGGUUUUUGAGUUUUGCUCAACUGAGCUGUGUGGUUCGUUGUUUUACAAUAAAAGUUUUCAAGAAGA
Molecule: messenger RNA, 892 nt
Organism: Arabidopsis arenosa
Lineage: Eukaryota; Viridiplantae; Streptophyta; Magnoliopsida; Brassicales; Brassicaceae
Source: the annotation of a GenBank genome assembly